Sander lucioperca (pikeperch) is the source of this 3576-nucleotide messenger RNA. Its product is annotated as skin secretory protein xP2-like. The transcript has 5 exons. NCBI's taxonomy places the organism in Eukaryota, Metazoa, Chordata, Actinopteri, Perciformes, Percidae. Bases 321 to 1916 code for a protein of 531 amino acids. The record is from RefSeq and is a predicted model, not a curated record.
UUCACAUAUGUUUUCCUCCCCUUCCUGCAUGAAUAGUGUGACAAAGCAGAGGCAGCUGGGGAAAGCAUUCAGCAGUAGUGCCUGCACUGCUUAGCUGUAUUCUCGCAACAGAUCUGGGGCAAGAAGGCAGCAGGCCAUGCAUAAAUACAACUAGGGGAGAUAAUGGUGCACAGCUACUCUUAGGAACUGAAGAACUAUAGUGGUCCAUGUUUCACUGCUAGACAGUCUCUGGUUUUGCUAACAGAGAGCAGAGGAACUUGUGUUUGCUUUAAAUAAUAGGCUCCAAGUUUUGUAUUCACCAACUCAUUUUUUUUUCAAACAUGGGGUGCUCCUCGUCCAGUGCACAGACUGUUGAUCAAGAGAAAAGACCAGGUACAAAGCCAGAGGAAAGCAAUGGAGAUACAGUGGCACUCAGAAAUGGUAUCAUCCCAGAAGAUGCACAAACCAUUGAGGACCAGAUGCAGUUGCCUGUGCAGACUGCCUUACCAGACGAUCUUCAACCGGGAGCCGAUGAUGAGGCGGAGGCCGUGUUGGUAGCUCUGGAGGCCCAGGAGGAUCUUGGCUCUGGGGAGGACCUCCUGACUGCUCCUGAGCCUCUGCCAGAACCUGCUGCCCCUGCAGAGCCAGCCCUAGAGGCCGCUGCUCCAGCGGAAGCCGCUACGAAACCUGAGGCUGCUGUAGCUUUGGUGGAGGCACUUCCCCCUGUGGAAGAAGCUGCCGCCGUAGAAACUGUAGUGGCUGAGGCCACUCCGGAGGUCCAAGCCCAUGUUGAGGCUACAGCGGAGGCCUCUUCUGAUGAAUCUGUUGUAGCUGUGCAGGCAGAGGCCCCUGCUGUUGUUGCCACCCCUGCGGUUGAAUCUGUCGUAUCAGAGCCAACAGAGGCUUCUCCUGAAGUUGCCACUCCUGCGGUUGAAACGGUUGUAUCAGAGCCAGCAGAGGCCUCUCCUGAAGUUGCCCCCCCUGCGGUUGAAUCUGUUGUAUCAGAGCCAGCAGAGGCCUCUCCUGAAGUUGCCACCCCUGCGGUUGAAACGGUUGUAUUAGAGCCAGCAGAAGCCUCUCCUGAAGUUGCCAUGCCUGCUCUUGAACCUGUUGUAUCAGAGCCAGCAGAGGACCCAGUGAUUGUGGAAGAGGCAGCAGCUGCAGCGGCUGAGGCCCCUGCUGAAGUGGCUGCUCCUGUGGAGGCAGAGGCUCCAACUGACAAUACUGCACCAGCUCCUACCUCAACAGCACCAUGUGAAUCCUCAGAACCAGGUGAAGUUUCAGCACCAGCACUAAGUGAGGCCUCAGCACCAGCUGAAGCGGUAGCCUCAAGUGAAGUUGUAGUAUCAGAUGAGGCUUUGGCACCAGCUGAAGCUGCAGCCCCAGUUGAAGCUGCAGGCCCAGGGGAAGCUGCAGUCCCAGUUGAAGCUGCAACCCCAGGGGAAGCUGCAGUCCCAGUUGAAGCUGCAACCCCAGGGGAAGCUGCCGCCCCAGGUGAAGUUGUAGUACCAGAUGAGGCUUCGGCACCAGGUGAAGCUACAGCCCCAGGUGAAGUUUCAGCCCCAGAUGAGGCUUUAGCACCAGGUGUAGUCUCAGCACCGGGUGAAUCGUCAGCACUCGUAGAGGCAGCACAGCUUCUUAUAGAUCCAAAGAUUGCGGCAGCAACUAUUCCAGAGUUGCCUCCAUUAUCUCCAGUCACUGUUGAGGCCCAAACCGAGCCUCAGAAGGCCGUUGAGGAGGCAACAGCACCUCCAGCAGCAACAACUGUGAGCUCAGAGUCUGCGGCAGACUGUGCAGCACCAGCGAAGGCUCCUGUGGUUGAAUCCACCCCAGCUGAAGCACCCUUGGCACCAGCUCCUGAGCCCUCACCUGAAGUGGUGUCUGCAACUGAGGCCUCUCAGGAUACAGACAGCGUCAAAGCCAAAAAGGAAGAUUGAGUCGACAGAAGAGAUGCACCAAAAUAACUAAACCCCCAAAGCUACCAUUGCACGGAAACUGGAAGAAAAACAAGACCAAGCAAUAAACGCUACAUUUUCAGUAUUGUCAUCAGCGCUUACCAACUGUACCAGAUACAUUAAUAUGCACGGUGCCUUGAUAACAUGUAAUUUAGGAAAAUUUUCCUACAUUUGUAAAUAUAAACCUUUUAUUAUGUUUUUCUAUUGAGACCUUAAGUGCCUGGAGCCACAUACAGUACUCUACACGCAGGCCUAUGCAGAAAAAAGGCUAUAAAAACACUUAGGUUAGAUGAGACAAGAGGGUGCAAUAUUCUGUGAAAUCUGUGAACUCUUGUGAGAGUGUGAUUAACUAGGGAAGGGUACUUCAAAUAGCUGCUUCUGAGGAAUACAAGCCAAAUGCAACUGUGAAUAAAAUUAUGCAAAGAGUUUAAGGUGACACAGACACCAAACCGGGUGGAUGAACACACCGACUAGGUUUACACUGCCAGCCUAAUUUUCUAUCCCCUAUAUAGAACUGAUUUUAAAGUAUCACAUUUUCACAGAUUGAAUUUUUAGGUUUUAUUAAGUCUAAUUUCUGCCAUAAAUCCACAUUUCUGAUUGGUGUUUUAACAUUAUUUAAUUAAAGCCUUUCUAAUAAGGUUACUUUAAUUAAUAGGAAUGACAAUACUUAAUGUUAAGUAACAGGGUGGACAGUGUAAUACUGAUAAGCACUACUGUAAGUCAAAUCUGUGUUUUUUUUCUGUUUUAAAUAAGGAAGAAAACAUGCAUGCAGAUUAUCAGAUGCAUAUACAAAAGAUUAGUAAUGACAUAAUCAUUGCCAGGUUGAGGAUGCAGAUGAUAACCCAAGUUCUGAUAUGUCGUCUUGGUGUUCCAUGAAGCCAUUUUGUGAAGCUGCACUGCAGCUGGCAGAUGUUCAUUUAAUUAUCUUUCUAAAAAUGAAGGCGUUUCCAAUUAUAAAUUCAACAACGCAUUCUCACGAAUGUGUUCAUAUGAUAUCGUACAAAAACAUGUUCACACCCAUUCGUAUGAUAUCCUACGAAAUUAGGUGACCGCCGCUUGGUCAGAUGACAUCCUGUCGCAUGACAGUUAAAUUUAGCCGACAAAAGGUGACUUUGAGCCGGGUACACUGUGAGCUGCCGGUCGUUUCAACAGCCUUUACAGUUAAGUUUAGCGGCGGCGACAGUUAGGUUUAGGCACCAAAACAACUAGUUGCAUGGGACACAAGCACGCGUUUCCUGGGUACAAGUCUUGUGUUUUCCCCGGGACGCGAACUCUGCUCCCCGGCCUAAAAGCCCUGUGUUUUAUGAUUUAUUUUUUUUAUUUUUAUGACAUCCAGCAUCAGUCAAUGAGGUGCAUAUAGCAAAACAUACUGUGAAUACAUAUGAAUUAAAGUGCUCUACUUUUCAUAGAGAUAUGUACGAAUGGUUGAUGAAAACAGCCUAAUUCAAAGGCCUCUUAAGGCCUAGCAAUGCUGAUGACAUAUGCACAUUGGUUUUGGUUUGCGUUCAUUACAUACAUGUGUCGCACAAUAAGAGAUCACCUAGGACGUGAUUUUUAAAUGAUUAGUUCUUAGUGUGAGUUCUUAGAAAAUGAUUUAAAUUGUGUAAGAUGUGAUGUACAGAAGUGGAGAACGGCCGUGCUU